Myripristis murdjan (pinecone soldierfish) is the source of this 1464-nucleotide messenger RNA. RefSeq names its product doublesex- and mab-3-related transcription factor A1-like. NCBI's taxonomy places the organism in Eukaryota, Metazoa, Chordata, Actinopteri, Holocentriformes, Holocentridae. Gene Ontology annotation, cellular component: nucleus. The transcript has 2 exons. Gene Ontology annotation, molecular function: DNA-binding transcription factor activity, RNA polymerase II-specific; RNA polymerase II cis-regulatory region sequence-specific DNA binding; protein binding. Bases 48 to 1364 code for a protein of 438 amino acids. The record is from RefSeq and is a predicted model, not a curated record. Gene Ontology annotation, biological process: sex differentiation; regulation of transcription by RNA polymerase II.
CGCCCGUCACCGAGAGAAGGCCGACUAACUUGAAUGACUGCAGUUUUAUGUCUGCACUGGACGGCCCGGAGACCUCGUGUGCAGCCCUAACAGCAAUGGACGGCAGGAUCAGACCGCUUGGCCUGGCUGGACACACCGCCAAUCUGUCUGUCGGUGGGUUGCAGGUGCCCCCUUCCCUCCUGCGCCCUCCGCCUCUUUUCCUGCGGGCUUGUAAUCCUGCGCUGGAGAGGGGUUACCCCCGCACCCCGAAGUGCGCCAGAUGCAGAAACCACGGCGUAGUUUCCGCGCUCAAGGGUCACAAGCGCUUUUGCCGCUGGAGAGACUGCGUGUGCGCCAAGUGCACUUUGAUAGCGGAGAGGCAGAGGGUGAUGGCCGCGCAGGUGGCGCUGCGCAGGCAACAGGCACAAGAGGAGAGUGAGGCCCGGGAGCUCCGCUUCUUGUACCCCGGCUCCGGGACCGGAGGGGAGCCCGGAGUCCCUGUGGCGUCACCCAUAAGGCCUGGGGCGCCCGCAGCUACGAGCGACAGCUCAUCAGCCCCCAGUUUUGAUGUUUUAGGACCGGAGAAUCAAAAAGAUGAUGAAAAACUGAACAAGUACAGCUUUUAUAACGGAUGCAUAGGCCGACCUCUCUUUGCUCCCCACCCUAUACGACUGGCCUCUCCGAAUGAGAAGCAGGCGAUGUCUCCAAGUAAGGAUAACAUCGGUGCUACAUUCAAAGAUGACGGUGCCAGCACACCCCCAGAUCAGCGGGUAGACCACAUUGAGAGCCCGCAGAGGUCACUGUCCUCCUCGGAUCCGGAGUCGGGGAGCGAGUCGGAGAGGCCCAAGGAAUACCCAAGCCUGGAUCGGGAUCCCACCGAUGUCAUGGCCAAGAUCUUCCCCCAUCAGAAACGAGACACCCUGGAGUCCGUGGUGAGAACAUGCAAGGGUGACAUCGUGAAAGCCAUUGAACUCAUGCUUGGCUCCAAAGAGAACAAAAUUGACUCUGAUAGUUUGGCCCUGUCCCUGUCUGGCAACCCAAACGCGCUCAGGCCUAACUUAGGACUCCCACUUGGGGCUCUGGGGGGAAAGUCUGCCUUCUCCCCGCUCCACGCGACACCAUCGGCCGCCGGAGGGGACAGCUUGUAUGGGCUCAAUCCUCAUUUCAAUAUCAACCCCUUGCGACUGGCAUAUUCCUCUGCAAGUGGUGGGAUGACAAGUUUUAUGUCACCAUAUGUGACAUCCGGACUGAUGCCAGUGUUUCCAUUGCGUCCACCCUUGGACUCCUACUCUUUCCCGGGCAUGAUCCGCGAUCUCUCCUACCUCCAGAACAAGGAGUCACUAUGCAACACAGCUCUUUACACACGGCUUAACCACGACAAAUAAACCGUAUUUGUUCAGUUGUCAUUUGGCGUUCAGAAUGGCCUUUUAAAAGCCCUUAAAGUGCCUCCAUCCUGUUUAAGGUGUUAGGUAUGGUGCCACUGAA